UUAAAAUUUAAUAAUCACCAAACUACACUAAUGGGUCCAUGAAACUGCUUCACUACUGAAAGAAUUAUUAUUUCCAAUUCUCCUUCAGAACCAAUUAUUGAUGAGGAGCAUGAUAAAAAGAAGCCUAAACAACGAAAGCCUACCAAUAAAGGCAUCAGAAGAAUAAACACAUUUCAAAAGCAAAUCAAACGGAGUGGAACAGGUAAAACCGAUGAUCUGAAGGCAACUGAAUUUUCAGAAAGUCUUGUUUGAGAAUUUAAAGAUGCAAAAACUAACGCCAGGAAAACACUUAAUGGAACUUCUGAGGCUCCUAAAUACAAAAGAUCGAAGACCUCUAAAUUUGCUCCUAAAACUCACAAAGACUCACUUCGCUUCAUGCCUCCUCUCAUGCAAGAAUUUGUGGUGCGCACCUAAAUACUGAACACAAUUUUCAC
Messenger RNA from Moneuplotes crassus, 434 nucleotides. Lineage: Eukaryota; Ciliophora; Spirotrichea; Euplotida; Euplotidae. The record is from the annotation of a GenBank genome assembly.